CUAUCUAAGUAUGACACUUAUAAUCCUCAAGUAUAUGGUGAUCCAUCCAAGUUGGUACAUAUGGAUCUGCAAGAUCUCCACCCAACAUCUUGGUUUGCGGUUGCUUGGUAUCCUAUAUAUACAAUUCCUGAUAAAGGUACUAAUCUUCGUGCUGCAUUCUUGACAUAUCACUCUUUUGGUCAUCUAGUUCUGAGACACAUACAGUCAGAUGCUUUGGGGGGCAAUGCCUUUUGUGCUGUCGCCCCAGCACUUGGAAUGCAGACCUACAAUGCAAAGGAGGAGGGCUGGUUAGAUGUGACCACUCCACCAGAAUCACUACUAGAAGUUGGGAUUAACCUUGAUAGUACCAGAAUUGUGGAAGAAAGAGUAAGGGCUCUCCAGGAAACUGCUGUACUCUAUUCCACUGGGAAUGUUCGCAAAAACCAGAAAACAGUCUCUAACAGGCUCAGGCACCGAGAUUUUGAGUUUUUUUCUUCCCGGAGUCUGUGAUGUCCUGUUAAUUCAUCUUUCACUUUCUACCAUUCCCAUCUCCUCAUUGCUCAGUGUUGAACUUCCUUUUUGUUAGUUUAAACAACAGAGAACAUCAAGAUAAAAGUUAGAGAUAUAGGUGACGAACAGCAUGACAGUAAAUGAAAGUCAGGCGGGCCUUGUAAACAAUUAGACAUUGGUGGCCUCAUGUAAAAAAACAUAUGUAAACAUGUUUGUAGAAUUGUAGCUGUAAUUGUAGCUUGGCUGAUAUCAGUCAACUCUAUUGUUAACUUUUCU
Molecule: messenger RNA, 765 nt
Organism: Dioscorea cayenensis subsp. rotundata (Guinea yam)
Lineage: Eukaryota; Viridiplantae; Streptophyta; Magnoliopsida; Dioscoreales; Dioscoreaceae
Exons: 3
Coding region: 61-489 (142 amino acids)
Source: RefSeq, a predicted model, not a curated record